CUUCGUACUCGCACAAUUUUUGAAUUUUGACUACUGCGGUAAUACACGAUCGUAUUCCUUCGCAAGUGUCUUUUGAUGUACGUUUUGGAUGUCGAGUAAUCACAACGUUAGGACACAAUUAUAAACGCGAAGAAGUACUGGGGUAUACGUGUACACUAGUUUGGUCAAAAUAGAGCAACACAACAAUAGUAUUUAUGCUACGCGUUGAGAAAAUUGAAGGUGCGCCCUACUUUCUGUUCUCCUAAUAUAACUAACUGCUAUCGCUUGUUAGUUACCACUCAAAUAUGCAGUAUUGGGCUGUGAAGUACACGUACUAUGUAAAGGCUAGUGGUAAUACCCAGUUAUUUAGGCUGAAGUGGGUGGAUCGGGACUGAAAGCCGGGACCCAGUGACUGCAGACUGAGUGUUUAGACCAGUGAACUGCAUCUUCCCUACCUACUAGUGGAUUUCGGAAUGUGGCCAUUGUCUUUUAGCAUCUUUCAGGGAAUCAGAAAUUCUCCCUGUAAUUUAUGUGUAGGGCGGAUUCUUCUGGCUGUGUAAGAUAUUUUUGACCAGUGAUAGUAUUGCGUAUAAUGAUUUUGGCCUCAUUGUUUCACUCGUGUGCUUCCUGAUAAGCUGGUCAACCACCAAGAGAGAAAUAUUUCUGUAGUAUUUCUUAUAUAAGCUAGCCUCUUGCGAUCCGCCUACUUCUAAUACUUUUAAUUUGGAUUAUUGGAUUUUCAGUGCAGUGCCCUAGAAUUAUAUACACAUGGCUGCUGACAAUUCCGAUUCAUAUGAAUGGACCUGUGAGUCGGAAAUUCAUCUCUUCCAUGGAUUAAUGAAGCACAAACCCGUUGGGGUAUCUCGCCAUUUCGAGAUGAUGUGCUUGUGCAAUUAUCUGAAUUCAGUUCUUCGCAAACCAAUCACUCCUGAAGCUAUUUGGAAGAAGCUGGAUACCCUGUUCAAUAUGGAAGAACUGCAUGAGUCAGAAGUAAACCCGUUUCAAGGUAAAACGAAGGAAUUCAGUCUACCCGAGGAGUUUGAUUCCUUGAAAGAAUUGAAGUUUCCUCGUGUUGGUCAUCGGAGCGAUACAGUUAUACCCAAAUCUCCAGUUGUAGUAAAACCAUUGGACUGUUUCUGUCGGUCUAACCAAGCCAGUGAGUGAAGGAUGCCAAAUGGAAAGUCAAUCACCA
Molecule: messenger RNA, 1171 nt
Organism: Trichobilharzia szidati
Lineage: Eukaryota; Metazoa; Platyhelminthes; Trematoda; Strigeidida; Schistosomatidae
Source: the annotation of a GenBank genome assembly